Molecule: messenger RNA, 375 nt
Organism: Camellia sinensis
Lineage: Eukaryota; Viridiplantae; Streptophyta; Magnoliopsida; Ericales; Theaceae
Source: RefSeq, a predicted model, not a curated record
AUGUCAGCUCCUCGCACACCUUAUUAUGAUGCCCUGCUUCACAUUUUUCGCUAUCUCAAGGGCACUCUAUUUCAUGGUCUUCACUAUUCCUCUCUAUCUUCUCUUAAGCUUCAUGCUUAUUCUGAUGUUGAUUGGGCUGGGAAUCCCACUAAUCGUCGCUCCACUACUAGCUUUUGCUUCUUCCUAGGAGAUUCACUUAUUUCUUUGCGUAGCAAGAAACAGACUCUCACUGCUCGCUGUAGUACUGAGGCUAAAUAUCGAGCUCUUGCAGAUACUAUCCAGGAAAUUCUAUGGCUUCGCUGGCUUCUUGCUGAUAUGAGUGUCGUUUCUACUGAUGCGACCUCUCUCUACUGUGACAACCAAAGUGCCAUUUAA